Messenger RNA from Lodderomyces jiufengensis, 300 nucleotides. It is a transcript of the gene ELC1, whose product is annotated as elongin C. Lineage: Eukaryota; Fungi; Ascomycota; Pichiomycetes; Serinales; Debaryomycetaceae. Gene Ontology annotation, biological process: ubiquitin-dependent protein catabolic process. Bases 1 to 300 code for a protein of 99 amino acids. The transcript has a single exon. Gene Ontology annotation, cellular component: elongin complex. The record is from RefSeq and is a predicted model, not a curated record. Gene Ontology annotation, molecular function: protein-macromolecule adaptor activity.
AUGGCAGAUAUAGAAAAUGAAUUUGUAACAUUAGUAUCAUCAGAUAAUUUUAAAUUUAUAAUACUGAAAGAAGUUGCAUCAAUAUCUUCAGUAUUAAGAAAUUCUCAAGGUUUUGAAGAAGGUAAAACAGGUAAAAUAGAUUUAGAUAUGGAAGGUGAUAUAUUAGAAUGUAUUAUUGAAUAUUUAUAUUAUCAUUUCAAAUAUAAAGAUAUAGCAGAAAGUGGUGAUGUACCUGAAUUUAAUAUACCAACUCAUUUAGCAUUAGAAUUAUUAGUUAAAGCUGAUUAUUUAGAUAUAUGA